CAACAGGUGGCUGGUGCACACCUUUGCGCAAUCUGAUCCACGCUCUUAUACGCCUGAUAAGGGUGGGCCUGCAUGCUCCGUCCUCAGCUAGAACCGUGGGACACUCGGCAGAUAAAGGACUAACUACCUCAUCCGGACCCUGGGGGUUGAGCAGAGGGAGGCGUCACCAGCUGCUGUGAGAUCAUGGCACGGAGCCCUCAGCCCUGGACCAGGGGAGAUAGCUAGGAUUCUGAAAGAACCAAGUUAUACAGGAUUAGCAUCGUUUUGUUCUUAUUUUGUUUUCUCGAAAAUUAUUUUUCAGUUACUGGUGGGGCACUUUAUAAAACAGCUGGCUUGAAUUCUAUACACGGAUUCUUAAUUGGGCCUUUGUGGGCUGUAAAUCAGGGUAAUUGAGGGUUUUUGGUUUUUUUUCCCCUUCUAUUUUUGCAAUCAGAAGUAGCUAGUGUAGGAGGAAGAGUUUUUGUGAGCUUUUCCUUUUUUCUUUGUCAAAAAGGAAAGGGGGGGGAAAAUGCAUCCACCAGAAGCCACCACCAAGAUGUCCUCAGUUCGGUUCAUGGUGACACCAACUAAGAUUGAUGACAUUCCAGGUUUGUCAGACACCAGCCCGGACCUCAGCUCUCGGUCUAGUUCUCGAGUAAGAUUUAGCUCCCGAGAAAGUGUGCCAGAAACAAGCCGUAGUGAGCCUAUGAGCGAACUGUCUGGGGCUACUACUUCUCUGGCAACUGUUGCCCUAGAUCCUUCCAGUGACCGGACUUCUAAUCCCCAGGAUGUUACGGAGGACCCGAGUCAGAACUCCAUCACAGGGGAGCACAGCCAGCUGUUAGAUGACGGCCAUAAAAAAGCCCGAAAUGCUUAUCUCAAUAAUUCCAACUAUGAAGAAGGAGACGAAUAUUUUGAUAAAAAUUUGGCACUCUUUGAGGAAGAAAUGGACACCAGACCAAAGGUGUCUUCUCUCCUCAACCGCAUGGCCAACUAUACAAAUCUGACACAAGGAGCAAAGGAACAUGAAGAGGCAGAGAACAUCACUGAAGGGAAAAAGAAGCCUACCAAGAGCCCCCAAAUGGGUACUUUCAUGGGUGUCUACCUCCCAUGUCUACAGAACAUCUUUGGAGUGAUCCUCUUCCUGCGUCUUACCUGGGUAGUGGGAACAGCUGGAAUCCUUCAGGCCUUUGCAAUUGUCCUCAUCUGCUGCUGCUGUACAAUGUUAACUGCCAUCUCCAUGAGCGCCAUCGCCACUAACGGAGUGGUGCCAGCUGGGGGCUCAUACUUCAUGAUUUCCAGAGCCCUGGGCCCAGAGUUUGGCGGGGCUGUAGGCCUCUGCUUUUAUCUUGGCACCACAUUUGCAGCAGCCAUGUAUAUUCUUGGUGCCAUUGAAAUCUUUCUGGUAUACAUUGUCCCCCGAGCUGCCAUCUUUCGGAGUGACGAUGCACUCAAGGAGUCAGCAGCUAUGCUGAACAACAUGCGCGUCUAUGGUACAGCCUUCUUGGUCCUCAUGGUCUUGGUGGUAUUCAUCGGCGUACGCUAUGUGAAUAAGUUUGCCUCACUCUUCCUGGCCUGUGUAAUUGUGUCGAUCUUGGCUAUCUAUGCUGGUGCCAUCAAGUCUUCCUUUGCUCCACCACACUUCCCGGUCUGUAUGCUGGGCAACCGUACCCUGUCAUCAAGACACCUUGACAUUUGCUCUAAGACCAAGGAGGUUGACAACAUGACAGUACCAUCAAAGUUAUGGGGAUUCUUCUGCAACUCGAGUCAGUUCUUUAAUGCCACCUGUGAUGAGUACUUUGUUCACAAUAACGUCAUCUCAAUCCAAGGCAUUCCAGGGUUGGCUAGUGGUAUCAUUACUGAAAAUCUUUGGAGUAAUUAUUUACCAAAGGGUGAGAUAAUUGAAAAGCCAUCAGCCAAGUCAUCUGAUGUCUUAGGCAACUUAAACCAUGAAUAUGUUCUUGCUGAUAUCACCACCUCCUUCACUCUGCUGGUGGGGAUCUUCUUUCCCUCGGUCACAGGUAUCAUGGCUGGGUCAAACAGAUCUGGAGAUCUGAAAGAUGCCCAGAAGUCUAUUCCCAUUGGGACCAUCCUUGCCAUCCUGACCACAUCCUUUGUGUAUUUAAGCAAUGUUGUCCUUUUUGGUGCAUGUAUUGAAGGAGUCGUUCUCAGAGACAAAUUUGGGGAUGCUGUAAAAGGGAAUUUGGUUGUAGGCACCUUAUCCUGGCCAUCCCCGUGGGUGAUCGUUAUUGGCUCCUUCUUUUCAACAUGUGGGGCUGGGCUGCAGAGCCUCACAGGUGCGCCUCGGCUGCUGCAGGCUAUCGCCAAGGAUAACAUCAUACCUUUCCUUAGGGUUUUUGGUCACAGCAAAGCUAAUGGGGAACCUACCUGGGCUUUACUUCUAACUGCUGCCAUAGCAGAGCUGGGAAUUCUCAUCGCCUCCCUGGAUCUCGUGGCCCCAAUUCUUUCCAUGUUUUUUCUCAUGUGUUACCUCUUUGUGAACUUGGCUUGUGCCUUGCAAACAUUGCUGCGAACCCCCAACUGGAGGCCUCGAUUCCGCUAUUAUCACUGGGCCCUCUCUUUCAUGGGAAUGAGUAUCUGUCUAGCUCUGAUGUUCAUUUCUUCUUGGUAUUAUGCCAUUGUAGCUAUGGUAAUAGCUGGCAUGAUCUACAAGUACAUUGAAUAUCAAGGGGCUGAGAAAGAAUGGGGGGAUGGUAUCCGUGGGCUGUCGCUCAGUGCAGCCCGCUUCGCUUUGCUCCGUCUAGAGGAAGGACCUCCUCACACUAAAAACUGGAGGCCUCAGCUGCUCGUCCUACUGAAGCUGGAUGAAGAUUUACACGUCAAGCACCCUCGCCUCCUCACCUUUGCCUCCCAGCUCAAGGCAGGAAAGGGACUCACGAUUGUGGGCUCUGUCAUCGUGGGGAACUUCUUGGAGAACUAUGGUGACGCGCUCGCGGCAGAGCAGACCAUUAAGCACCUAAUGGAGGCAGAAAAGGUAAAAGGAUUCUGCCAAUUGGUGGUGGCUGCCAAGCUGAAAGAGGGCAUUUCACACCUCAUCCAGUCCUGUGGCCUCGGAGGCAUGAAACACAACACAGUGGUGAUGGGCUGGCCCAAUGGCUGGCGUCAGAGUGAAGAUGCUCGCGCUUGGAAGACUUUCAUUGGCACAGUACGAGUGACAACUGCUGCCCAUCUAGCCCUGCUGGUGGCUAAAAAUGUCUCCUUCUUUCCCAGCAAUGUGGAGCAGUUUUCUGAGGGCAACAUUGAUGUGUGGUGGAUUGUGCAUGAUGGGGGCAUGCUCAUGCUAUUACCGUUCCUGCUGAAACAGCACAAGGUUUGGCGGAAAUGCAGCAUACGGAUCUUCACAGUAGCCCAACUAGAAGACAACAGUAUCCAGAUGAAGAAGGAUCUGGCCACCUUUCUGUACCACCUGCGCAUUGAGGCAGAAGUGGAAGUGGUGGAGAUGCACGACAGUGACAUAUCUGCCUAUACAUAUGAGCGCACCCUGAUGAUGGAGCAGAGGUCCCAGAUGCUUCGGCAUAUGCGGCUGUCCAAAACAGAGCGAGACAGGGAGGCACAGCUGGUGAAAGAUCGAAACUCAAUGCUACGCUUGACCAGCAUUGGCUCUGAUGAGGACGAAGAGACAGAAACGUACCAGGAGAAGGUGCACAUGACUUGGACCAAGGAUAAAUACAUGGCAUCCCGGGGGCAAAAGGUCAAGUCAAUGGAAGGAUUCCAGGACCUACUUAAUAUGCGUCCGGACCAGUCCAACGUGAGACGGAUGCAUACAGCAGUGAAGCUCAAUGAAGUUAUAGUCAACAAGUCUCAUGAAGCAAAGCUGGUUUUGUUGAAUAUGCCAGGACCACCCCGGAACCCUGAAGGUGAUGAAAACUACAUGGAAUUUCUAGAAGUGCUCACUGAGGGAUUAGAACGAGUCCUUCUUGUCCGGGGUGGUGGCAGUGAGGUCAUCACCAUUUACUCAUAAUCAGCUGUGGGAGAUUCUGCGUGGUCCGACUUCCCUAAGACUCAUCGUCCAUGGAGAUGAUAGCUCUUUCCUACCACUCCCACUCUAUUCUUGCAGAGCUGAGCCCCAUCUAUGCUCUUGGCUGCAACAUGAUCUGCCAUCCCAGCAGAAACAAAUAAUCCCUCAACAGAAGAAUGGUCAAGUCCUAAAAGCUAUUUCUAUGGCAGGAGAAGGCAAGUCAAAAUUAACAAGCUAAGCCAAAGGGAACCUUUUGGCACACAGAAGGUAAUGAGUUAGUAAAACAUAUGCUAGAAAUGUAACUGGCAACAGAAAGCAAUGUUCAUAUCUAACAUUCAGGACGAGUUUCAGAAGACACGGGUCAGUGAGCACCAGAAAGUUAACAGGCAGUUAAGCUUCACCUUAGUAAAAAAUGAGUUCCCAUUAUAGAGACAGCCUGCAGCAGCCAGGAUGGAAACAGGAUACUGAUAUAUAAAACCUGAGACAUAGCUGCAGCCACUACUUCUUCCUCAUGGUUUAUUGUCUGUACUGUACCACUGUACAUUUUAACUGUCUUUGUUUUAAAACCCAUUCUGUGGUUAUAAUGCAGACAGUAGUGUUACUAUAGAAAUGUUUUUUUGAAAGGCUAGAAAUGUUUUUUCAGGUUUUCAAAUGCUGAACUAAGGGGAUUCCAAAGAGUGCGUAUUAAAAUAUAUAGAAACACAGUGGUUAGCUAUGCAACAUAAAGCACACAAGCUAUUAUCUUAACAAAUGUGGGUUGUUAUGUAGUUAACCAGAAGGGUCUCUUCUACUCUUAGUAGGCAUUGGUCUUAAAAACCAAACAAACCAAACCUGUAAGGAAGAGACGCCAGGGCUGUGUGAUGCCACCUCCAAGGCCCCAGGGUUCAGAGGUUCAGCAGUGGAACUGGGGGUGUGAAAGCCAUACCCUUUCCACUGUGCCAAAAUCGUCUGCCUACACUGGCAGACAGGUUUGCAGUGGCCUGACACAAGCACCUUUUCUUUCACAAGAAAUCCAUCUGUGGCCUCUUCACCAAAGCCAUAGUGCAGAUUUGAGGCACUCGACCUCCAUGCCCAGAGCUUUUCCCGUCUCAAUAUUAUUAUUAUUCAUUCUGACUUCGGAAACUUGGCUCUGAAACAAAUGGUUCACUAAGCUAAUGAUCUGCUGUAUUGGUUUUGCUUUCAAAAAGCUCUAACUGUGCCAAGGAAAUACUUGUGUAAGAUCAGAUUUUUUUUUUUUUUUUAAUUUACUGAUCACAAACACUUGGCUUACCAGCAUAGGCAGCCUUUGUGGCUGAGCAGUAUUCCCAGGGUGUGAAACCUCCAUACCCUUUCCAAGAUAGUUACUGAAGAAACUGUCUUCUUGCUUAGAUUCACGGCUGCUUUUACAUUUCCUUUCACUGACAGUAAAUUGUGCCACUCUCCAUACCCUGUAGGACAAUGAACACCCAGAAUUCAACCCAAGACAGAAGAAAACCCUCAAAUAUGGCUUAAGAAGCUGAGUCAUAUGGUUUGUUCUUCCUCCUCCCAGGCCCACUUGAGUAGCAAAGGAUCCAGCAUGUUUUCCUUUGCUUCCUGCAGAGGGUAGAAACUACUCGUAGUUCUCUUUCCAACACUCCAUUGCAUACUUGAGUAUAAUCCCCUAGGCUCCAAGGCAUUGGAGCGCCCAUUCUGUAAAAGCCAGCCUGCCCAGGAACUGCCUAACACAUCCACCCCUGACCAAAGUGACACAUACUUUUUCCAUAUCAAACAAACAUGGGAAGAGAAUAAGGUUUCUUUAAGAAAGGCUGUUUGUGGUUAGAGCUACAUAAGAAUCUGUUAAAGGGUAGAGUAUAGUCUUCAUUCCCCAAGAUAAAAAUCACUGUUACAUGGACAAAUGGUUAUUAGGCCAGAUUUGUACUCAUCUCUGUCUAGAACAUUUCAUGUCUAUGUGUUGCUUAUGUUGUCUGUCUGCAAAGUGUCUUAGCUCUUUUAAUCACUGCAAAUAAAGCAAUACUGAAAACUUGAGAGAGAAAAUGCACCUUAGGGGAAGGGGCCAAAUGUUUCUAGAGGGAAGAGGAAGACCUUCUCCUGCCUUCUUAUAAGACCCAGCUUGUGUCUUACCCAUGAGUUUAUUAGCAGGGCAGGCUGUAACAUUCGUUCUCCCCCAACUGGUCCUCAGCCUUCCGUAGCUACCUUAAAAGCUGGAGUUUGAAUUGCAGGGCCUGGUUGACAGGUGCCAGCUUCCUCGUGGCAGAGCAAAAGCUGCUGCUUUUCAUAUUCUGUUGCCUCCUUUUCUUGUGGCCCCAAGGAUCCCACCAAUCCUCAUUCCCCCUAAAUGUUAAAAGAAAAUUCCUUAUUGUGGAUAUUAAGUUACACUGUAAGCAUAUUUACAUGCUCUUUUUCCCCCCUGGUUUUUCUUUUCAUCAUGUAUAAUUUGAAUCCAGUGAUAGUCUCACAUCUUCCAAAAAAGUCUGCUUAUGUGAUAUAGAAGAGAAAUAUUAAAGUAGACUGAAGGGGAACUUGUGAAACAUUAAGCAUUGUUCUCAACCGUUUAAUUUAUUGAAAGGAGAAGCUGCUACUGAGCAGCUGCUAUUCUUUUGUUUACAUAGAGUCUGGUUUUGUUUGUUUUGCUCUGUGCUGGGAACAUAAAUAAAGUUUUCUACAUUAUUUUCAGUCAUAA
This is a messenger RNA of Mus musculus (house mouse), 6617 nucleotides long. It is a transcript of the gene Slc12a6, whose product is annotated as solute carrier family 12, member 6. Lineage: Eukaryota; Metazoa; Chordata; Mammalia; Rodentia; Muridae. Bases 509 to 3961 code for a protein of 1150 amino acids. The transcript is spliced from 25 exons. Gene Ontology annotation, molecular function: chloride:monoatomic cation symporter activity; potassium:chloride symporter activity; transmembrane transporter activity. The record is from RefSeq and is marked validated. Gene Ontology annotation, biological process: chloride transmembrane transport; transmembrane transport; monoatomic ion transport. Gene Ontology annotation, cellular component: plasma membrane; basolateral plasma membrane; membrane.